Messenger RNA from Vairimorpha ceranae, 1803 nucleotides. Its product is annotated as rad3-like atp dependent dna binding helicase. Lineage: Eukaryota; Fungi; Microsporidia; Nosematidae. Bases 1 to 1803 code for a protein of 600 amino acids. The transcript has a single exon. Gene Ontology annotation, molecular function: hydrolase activity, acting on acid anhydrides, in phosphorus-containing anhydrides; DNA helicase activity; ATP binding. Gene Ontology annotation, cellular component: nucleus. The record is from RefSeq and is a predicted model, not a curated record. Gene Ontology annotation, biological process: establishment of sister chromatid cohesion; nucleobase-containing compound metabolic process.
AUGAAGAUACCUGACCUCUAUGACAUACAGAAGAAAUUUAUAACUGAUUGCAAAAAAGUUAUUGAUAACUCUUCUGUAGGUAUUUUUUCUAGUCCUACUGGUACUGGUAAAACAUUAUCUUUAUUACUUAGUGUACUCGAGUACAUAACAGAAUUAGAAGAAGAUGAUGUUUUAUUAGAAAAUCUUGUGGAAAACUUUUCUAGAACUAAAAUAUAUUUCUGUUCUAGAACACAUUCUCAAUUAAAACAAUGUUUGCAUGAAUUUAAAAAUUUAGAAGUAAAAACAAAUUCUGUUAUUUUAGGAUCUCGGAAAAUUUAUUGCAUAAAUAGAGAAAUUGAUAAUAAAGAGGAUAUUAAUAAAGUUAAUCAAAAAUGUAAAGAUUUGAUUAAGCAAGAUAAUUGUAAAUAUUAUAAGCAGGACAUGUUUGUGUCCGGUAUUUAUGACAUUGAACAGCUUGUUAAAGAAGGUAGAAAACAUAAAGCGUGUCCUUAUUUUUUUAGUAAAAAAUAUUUUAAAAAGUGUGAAUUGGUCUUUUUGCCAUAUAAUUUGCUUUUUAAUGAAGAAAAUAGAAAAAAUAUAAAUAUCAAUUUAAUUAACAGCAUUGUUAUUGUUGAUGAAGCACACAAUAUUAUCGAUACAGUGAAUAAUUUUAAUACGAUUACAAUACAUUAUGAAAUAAUAGAAAAAUAUUUUGUUGCUUUUAAUAAAUACAAAAAGCUCCUGAAUUUAAAUUCAAAAUCUAUAAAAAUUGUAGUUAAUAUGUUAGAUAUAUUACAAAAAUUAGUAAAAUAUAAAAAUUCUAUUUCUAAAAUUAUGGAAGUAAACGCUUUUUUGUAUGAUUCUAAUUUGUUAAAAUAUAAUAUGCUUGAUAUUGAAGAGAAUUUGAAACAAUACAAUAUUUGUGCAAAGAUAGAAGCGUAUGGUAAGAAUUUACAGAAUAAAAUUUUUGACAUUAUUAAGUUUCUAAGUUUACUUGUAAAUUCAGAUAAAAAUUGUAAGAUUGAAGUAGCAGAUAAAUAUUUAAAAAUUUUUCCGAUUGAUGCAAAAUUAUAUUUUGAACCUUUUUUUGAUUGUCAAUCUAUCGUUUUUGCAGGUGGAACAAUGGAACCGAUACAACCCUUGCAAGAUAUUUUUAAUGCAAAAAAUGUUGAAUAUUUUUCGUAUGAUUCUAUAAUUAAAAAUUUUAGAGGAUUUAUCAUUUGUGAAUUUGAUCAUAAAAGAUUUGAGUUGACUGAGAAGACAAGAGAUGUCGAAAAGAUUCAAAUGGAAAUAAUAUUGAUUAUUAAAAAAAUAGCUUGUACGGUUAAAAAGGGUGGGGUUGUAGUUUUUUUACCAUCAAAAUAUUAUCUAGAAUUUUUGAGAAAAUUACUAAAAGAUUCUGAAAAUUAUUUUUUUGAAAAUUUUGACACCUUCGAAGAUUAUACAAAAGCUACAAAAACGAAUAAAUGUGUAUUAUUUGCUGUUAUGGGUGGUAAAUUGAGUGAAGGUGUAAAUUUUAAUGAUGACCUAUGCAGAGUUUUAGUUAUUUUUGGUGUGCCAUUUCCAAAUAUUUCAGUUGAAAUUGCAGAAAAAAUUAAAUAUUUUGGGGAAAAUUUUUAUUUGCAAAUGGCGAUGAAAAAAGUUAAUCAAACAAUUGGACGAGCACUUCGUCAUGUUAAUGAUUAUGCAUCUAUUUUUUUGAUAGAUGCAAGAUAUAAUAAAUAUAAAAAAGAUCUUAGUUUAUGGUUUAGACAAAAAGUAAAAGAUAUAAAUUUUGAAACAGCAUUAAAUGAGACAGGGAAGUUUCUAGAUGAGCAUUAUUAA